Molecule: messenger RNA, 627 nt
Organism: Eimeria necatrix
Lineage: Eukaryota; Apicomplexa; Conoidasida; Eucoccidiorida; Eimeriidae
Product: Transmembrane protein, related
Exons: 3
Coding region: 1-627 (208 amino acids)
Biological process (GO): transport
Molecular function (GO): transporter activity
Source: RefSeq, a predicted model, not a curated record
AUGUACUCGCUGAUUCUAUUUUACAUGGCGGUACAGCGGCCGCUAGCGCCGUGGCGGCCUCUGCCGAAAUUUCUGUUUCUGAAGGCAAUUGUAUUUCUUUGCUUCUGGCAGUCCCUCGCCUUGCGGUGGUUAGCGGGGCUGUUGCUGCCGGGCGACGGCAACGGAGCAGCAGCAGCAGCAGCAGCAGCAAGGCUGCAGGACUGGCUCAUCUGCAUAGAAAUGGUUCCUUGCGCGCUGGCGCACAUGUGGGCAUUUCCUGCCAGAGAGCUGGAGGCCUUUGAAAAGCUGGAGAGCAGCAGCGGCAGCAGCAGCCGCAGCAGCGCAGCAGCAGAUGAGUGGUCUAUGCUGCUGCAGCGCAGCGAUGCUGCUGCUGCUGCUGCCCACGGCGCAACGGGAAACGCCGCGCACCCCAUAUCCGGCGACGACAGCAGCAGCAGCAACAGCAGCAGCAGCAACAGCAACAAACUGAAAAAACCCCUGAAGCAGCUCGUCAGCGGGGUGCAGCAAUUGCUGCUGUCUGAUGCUGUGCUGAGUGACGCAACGCAUGCAGUCUUUGGGCCGAAGCAGCAGCAACGAGAGUUCAGCCUGGAGACGCGUUCAGUCACUGCUGCAGCAGCAGAAACUUAG